This is a messenger RNA of Colossoma macropomum (tambaqui), 6915 nucleotides long. Its product is annotated as calcium-independent phospholipase A2-gamma-like. The record is from RefSeq and is a predicted model, not a curated record. Gene Ontology annotation, biological process: arachidonate metabolic process. Bases 273 to 2801 code for a protein of 842 amino acids. Gene Ontology annotation, cellular component: membrane. The transcript is spliced from 10 exons. NCBI's taxonomy places the organism in Eukaryota, Metazoa, Chordata, Actinopteri, Characiformes, Serrasalmidae.
UCUUUGUUUUCCCAUGACUGUAGUUUGUCCGGUGGACGCUGUCAAGUCGAACGACCUCAACAGCAGAAAUGUGAAGUCAGUCGCCUCUUAACGCUUUUAAAACCGUUAGCUUCGUCGCUCAGGUCUGUGUCUUUAGACUGUGCUCUGAACAUCCUCAACACCACCAUGUGAACAUGAGGAAUAUGUGAGGCAUAUCUAUGUAAAUAUAAGGAUGCAUCUUUCAGGUCAACAAACACUGGACCUCCCAGUGUCAGCCUCCUUGAACAGAAACCAUGACUUUUAGAUGGAUUCCAGAUUCAUAUGUACAGUCCCUGAAUAGGGCUGUAUACUUGUGGCACACACAAGGCCAGAGGGCUGUGAACAUCUCUUUCUAUCCACUGUGUAAUCCGCCCUGCCGACUUCAUGUCAAAAGGCCCUUCAGCUACAGAGAAAGCUACCAUAUCUGGAAGCACAUCCACAUCCAGAAGAGCAAAAUUUGGAGGGUAUGUCCCAGCAGAGCCAGCUCUCUCAGGCAUAAAAUACUGCUGUACACCAGGAUUUCCAAUUUCAAUACCUCAACCUGCCUUGGGUCCACUGACCUGAGCCAUCGUAUGUCACGGCUGAAGAGCACUUUAGAGUCUGUCUCAAAAGCUGUGAGCGGGACACAAGCGGAGAUUUCCUCCAAGAUAGCGCGGCUUAAAUGCAGUGCCAGCCAGGAGGAGAGAAAGAGUGAGGCAAGUGCAGAGACAGCACCCCUAAAGGAUCAGAGAAAUGGAUCAGCUUUGGCAGCUACACCUACACUUGUACCUCAGCCUCCCUCAUCAGCUGCAACCUCACCUGCAAGCGCCACCUCGAAUCUUCAAGAAACACCCUCUGUCCCAUGUCAGUACGUCCAGGAAAAAAGGGAGCUGAAAAACAAGAGAUCUGUGGGUCAUACCUCAAAACUGAGUGGAACAGCCACUAUCACAGCUUCUCAGGCUAAAUCAGGAGAACCUGUAUCCCAAACUGAAAGCUCCACUGCAUCUAAGCAGGGUACUCCACUCUUCCACCCGGGUUCUUUCAGUGUCAACCUGGGUGAAACCUACAACUACGUGGCCCAUCAUAUCAAUACUUAUUUUAGCAGCUCCACUAAGACACAAGAAAAACAAAAAGAGGCCAAGGACUGCAUUGACCAGCCAUCCCCUUCCAUGCUUGACCAGUGCCAAAAGAACAGUGACACUGAACCCUCCCAUGUGAAUGGCCAGGCAGCAACGUCUGCACCUCUCCCAGACCCAGGUUCUCCUUCUUCUCCCAAAAAGAGCCUUGGACAUUACCUGGGGUACUCUGCACCUACAGUCCAGGCCUUUGUGGGGAGUUACAUUGCUCCCCUUGUUCCUAAAUUUAGGACAGAACCAAAAAGUGCACUGCCAGAAACAGAUAAGCUCCUUCCUCCUGAUGACCCUGCUUCAAAACAGAAGGAAGCAGCAGAGAUUAAAGAACAGAAAUCUGCAGAGGAAAAGGUCAGGAGAUUGCUGCUUCAAAGAGAGAAGAUCAUUGCGCGAGUGAGUGUGGAUAAUCGAACGCGAGCGCUGGUGCAGGCCCUUCACAGAGCAUCAGACGUGAGGGUUUAUAUCAGCAGAGUGGAGGAUCUGAGCUACCACUUGCUGGAGUUCCCUGAGACCAGGCUAGUAGCUGUCAAGGAGAAGGUGAUUCCAUGUCUUCUGCGCCUGCGGCAAGCCAGUGAUCCAUCUCUGAAGGCAGCGGUCAGAGAGGCCCUUACCUUGGUGGGCUACAUUGACCCUGUCAAGAACAGAGGAAUACGCAUAUUGUCCAUUGAUGGAGGGGGCACAAGGGGUCUGGUGGCCCUUCAGACUUUACAAAAGCUGGAAGAGCUUUCAGGAAAAUCUGUUUACCAGCUCUUUGAUUACAUUUGUGGGGUGAGCACGGGUGCUAUAUUAGGUUUCAUGCUGGGUGUGUUCCGUAUCCACGUAAGUGAAUGUGAGGAACUGUACAGAAAGUUGAGUUCUGAUGUGUUUAAGCAGAAUGUCAUAGUGGGUACAGUGAAAAUGGGCUGGAGUCACGCCUUCUACGACAGCGAGGUCUGGGAGAAACUUCUGAAAGAAAAAAUGGGCUCUGAUCUUAUGGUUGAAACAUCAAGAAACCCUGAUUGUCCCAAGGUGGCAGCAGUGAGUACAGUGGUAAAUAAGGGCACUCCACUGAAAGCAUACGUCUUUAGAAACUACAACUUGCCACCUGGUGUGCGUUCCCACUAUCGAGGUGGCUGCCAACACAAGAUGUGGGAGGCCAUCAGAGCUUCCUCAGCUGCUCCUGGGUACUUUCAGGAAUUUGCACUGGGCACUGACCUGCACCAGGAUGGUGGUUUGCUGGUAAACAAUCCAACAGCUCUGGCAAUCCACGAGUGCCAGUGUCUGUGGCCAGGCUCCCCUCUUCAGUGUGUGGUCUCUCUCGGUACAGGACGCUUUGAGGCUCCCAGCAAGAACGCCUCCACCUACACCAGCCUGAAGACCAAACUGACCAACGUCAUCAGCAGUGCUACAGACACAGAGGAGGUGCACACCAUGCUGGAUGCCCUGCUGCCUCCCCACACGUAUUUCCGCUUUAACCCAUACAUGAGUGAGGAUGUGGCUCUGGAUGAGAGCCGCAGUGAGAAACUGAACCAGCUGCAAGCAGAGGGGGUUCGUUAUCUGGAGCGCAACGAGGAGAAGCUGCAGCGAGCUGUCCGCACACUCAUGCGGGAGAAAAGCUCGACUCAGAGUCUGAUUGAGUGGGUCCGCCUCAAAGCACACAUGUAUGAUGGCCUUUCAGGCUUUUCAAAAGUGUAGGGAUGCGUGGCUGCUGUUUCCACAAUCAAGGCACAUGCCUCAGAGCUUACAUUUAUUGAUAAAGCAUGUUCUGAUAACACUUCCUCUAGGGUCGUACGUUGCUGUGCUAGAGGAUUAGAAUAGUGUCCUGCGCACAAACAUUGAAAUUCCCAAACUCUAAAAUUCGGAGAGGCACUGGAGUAAGAAUUACAGUUCUUUGUAGGACAGGCGAUGCAUUAUCAAUCCUCACACUUAUAACAGAAUCCCCCAGGUUACAUGUAAUACUUUAGUUUUGUUUGUUAGGUUAUGUAGACCAUAGGGCUCCUAAAUGGUUUAGAAAUAUUAUUUCUAAGGAAUUUAGAACAUCAACGUUUGGUCUAUUUUUGUAGCUUUUUAAAAAUAAAUUUCAUGAUAGGCAAAAGACUUUCUGCAAAACAGCUUUAGAAACAGGAGUAUUUAUGAUGAUAACUCAGUAACACUAAUGUAAGGACUGGCCAGUUUUUAAGGAUCUUUCAAUGAUUUUUAAACACAGAACUUCUAAUAUAUGGUAACAGCUUCAUCUGAAAGCUUCUACAGAAUAACCGGUAGCGGUUAAUUUCACUUCACACUGAAUUCAUCUGAAGUGAACUUCAACCUUUAAUUUGCGAACCUCAUAAACAUGACCCACUAGAAAACAAGCAGGCAGCCUGUUUUAUUUUCUGUCCAGAGAAGAAAAAAAAUGAAAUGGAGAAACUGCUCCUUGGUCAACAUAAUGUUGCUUAUCACACAAAAACAAAUUAGUUAACCAGCAAAUGUUAGCUGUUCACUGAAAUGUACAUUCUGUACAAAACCACAUCACAUCAGAACUGCCCAUGCUUGCCUAAGUUUUGCUCCACUCCAGCGAAGAAAAUAGUCAAGCAAUAGUUUGGUGUGACUGUGGUUUAAGAGUUACGUCCGGAUUGUAGGAAUAUACUAGUUCCACUUACUGGCCCUUCUUCAUCAGCAUAUGGACAAAACUGAUUGUAAAAUGAGCACAUGCAAAUUUCACAAACAGUCGUGCUAUUCAUCAUUUUCAUCUUUGCUGUAUCUGUACGAUCAGACACACAUUGAUAGGGGUGUGUGUAAAUUUGAGCGUUAAAGAAAUAAAUGCUUGAUCUGUGGUUAACUAACUAAAACUAUUAUCAAUAUCAGCUAUAAUACCAAUCAAAACAUACCAAAAAAAUAGAAAGUAACAAUAAUACUCUUAAUUUGUGCACAUAGAAAUCCAGUACUGCACUUAAAAAUAAAAAAUCUAAAACACAGCUAGUGCAGAAGCAUCUCAUACACUGCAAUAAUAUAGUGUACAAGUAUUUUAUUUUAGGAAAAUAAAUCACACUACACAAUCACACCAUUCCACCAUCUUACAACCAACUAUUUUGUUUAUUUCACCUUUUAUUCUUUUCAGUCAUUUUAACACUAUAGAGUUUGGUCAGGGGUGGGGGGUGGAGAGGGUUUGUGCACUCAUUGGCCUGUGAGCUGCUGAAUGCUGUUGUUUUAUUUGUUACUUACCAGAACAUCUGCAUGAAUUGUGCAUGCUUUAUGUAAAUGAUAUGUAAAUGAGCUAUUUGUAGGCUGGCACUUGAUUUCACGCACUGAAGCUGAUUCAUCAUUUGUUUCUAUGUUCUACGAAAGUUUCAUGAAUCAGACGCAGAGUAACUCAUCUGUCAUUAAAAGCAGACAAAUCUGCACUUUUUUUUUUUUAACCGAUGUUCGAUAAAUAAGGGCAAGAGUCUCUACUAAAUAAGGGCAAGUAUCUCUACAGUGUACACUUUAGAGCAGGGGUGCACAGCUCCAGUCUUGAAGUGCCAGUGUUCUGCACAGUUAGGUAGUUUCGCUUCUCAAAUACCCCCACUAAACCUGCCAAUUAACAGAGGAGUUGAAACAGGUGUGUUUGAAUCAGAGUUGUGCACCCCUGCUAUAGAGUUUACAAUGUAAGCCACACUUUUACGCUGUAUUACCCAGGUAGGGGACUGGUUUGUCCCCAUAACAUUGGUCACAGUGAAUGCCCAAAUAAUCUCAAAAAAUACUAGAAAGAGAAACUUGUGAAUUUUAGUUUGAUUGCUGUCAUCAUUUAAAGAAUAUGAAAGUGAUUAAGAAGUGUAUGUUUGAUGAGAGUUUUAAAAAAAAGCAUCACUGUUGCAUAAAAAGCUUGCAUGCUUUCAAGUAGAGAUGCAUAAAACAUAAUUUAAUAAGCUUGUAUUUGCACAAAAAAUAUAACUGAGUGUGCACCAGUUCUCCUUCAGAAGGGAUUUAAUAAAAGUAAUCUCAGAAGAAAAGCUUGCUUUUAUACUUGCAAGCGUUGUACCAUGUAUAUUCGCUUGUAUUUAAAAUACUACAGUUGACUUUAAGUUUAAUUGCACACAUUUUGCAGCUAAACAUGUAAUGAUCAUUCUUAUAAUUAUUAACAAUGACGCAAAAGACAAGAAGUCUCAGGUGAUGGAAGAGCUACCUGAAUGCGCUUUGUCAGGUACAUGUGUUUAUCUUCUUUGACAGUAAACGUCUAUUUAUUUUAUGUUUAUAUAUUUUCUGUUUUACUUUGUGUAUACUUCUACUUCUUUUAAGUUUUGAACAGGAAGCAUUUAUGACCGAAGCCGGGACAUCACUUUACAUGGCAAAAUCUGUUUCAGUGCAUUUUACACAACCAGAGCAACCUCACAUUUAUUAACAUUUACUGAGCUUGAGUAAUUUGUUUACUGUUCUGUGGUGAGUGACCUGGUCUACCAUCGGUCAUCUCUUAUCUGCCUCCAAUUUGUGCAGAUGUGAAAACAAUACAUAUUAGAUUGGGCACACAUGUAUGCGUACACUUAUUUAAAGUAUGUCAGAAUCAUGGCUUUAUUUGACUGCCUCACAGAGAGUGUCACCUCCUAUUCUUUCAUGUUAGAACUUUUGUUUGGCUGAAGCUUUUUUGUCUGCUCUCUUUUUGAGAUUGAACAUUUUUAAUACAAAGACAAACUGUUUCAAUGCAAUUAUGCAAAAUAGGAUGUUACUCAUAGCAGUAGAAGAACUUGAAGGGACACCCCGGGUUGAGAACUACGCACUUCUGUUUGAAAAUGCAACUUUAAUUCUACCUGCCAUGUUACAUUUAAAUGUUGCACCCUGGCUUCAUUAGGUGUUCAUAGAUUAUGUGUUUCGGAAGCUGGUUUGAAAGCUAAGAGGGCUGCAUUUGCCAUACUGUAGAAGGUUAAUAUAGAUCAUUUGGUAGUGUGCUAGGUCAGUUGGCCAUUGACUAGGUGUGAGGUGUGAUCACGGAAGGGAAGUAAAGCACUGAAAAUGUUAGACAAAGUAGAAGCCUGCAGUGUUGAUUUGAUAUAUAAUAGGACUGAAACAUGAACAUGAAGUAAAGCUUCAUCCUUCUGUAGUGGUCUCUAAUAGCUAAUUCUAGAUGCACAUAGAGCAUUAUUACAACAAAAGGAAUUUACAUGCAUAGCGGUAUUUCAGUUUUAGUUUAGAUGUUUUUGAGGGCACAAUUGUAAAGGCAUAUGUAAUUAAUGUUAUAUAUAAAUAUUUAAUACUGAAAAAAAAGCCUGUGGAUUGUAAAACAAUACCUUGUACGUUUUGUCUGGUGUCUUUUUAUGUCCUUUUAAAAGUGAUGCCAUUAUUCUUUUUUGUCAGUCACUGAUGCAGUUCUCACCUUUUGGUUUUCCUACUCCACUGUGUGCCAUAGUUCUCCUGCCUCUCUCUGUGCACUGGCGUGUGUUUGCUGUGUUCCUUAUUCACCCAUGUUCCAGUGCCUGAAAGAAGUUAUGACUGCUGCUCAUUUUCUUGGAAUGAUCUUCUGGUCUUAUUUAUAGAGCAUCUCACAACAGAAAUAUAAAUCUAAUGUCAGAUUGCUGAUGUCUGUAUCAGCUUAAGUAAAAAGUGAUACUAAGCUUGAUACCUGCCUGAAACUGUUCUAAUACCUUGGAGAUGCCUUAUGAAUAAGACUUGUUUGUGGGAAGAAAAAUUCAGGAAUGUCAAAACAGUACUGUUAUCGUGUGGCGUCUUCUAGUUAGAAGUGAAAAAACAUAACUGUAAAACAUUGAAGUUUGAUUUAGUUUUAUUUUCCAGAUUGUUUUUACCCUACAGCCUGCUGGUCAUGAGGAAAGAGUGAUAUGUAAUAAAAAUGUAUUUCAACCUA